GUGAAAGGUGACUAUUUUAGCAUUUCUGAACAAAAUUCGGAUGCUCAACAAGACAGGUUUACCUUACAAGUGCAGCAUCGGUGAUGCAACAGAGUCCACAUGGCAAUCUUAGAGGCUACCACUAACUAAAUACUCCCUUCAGAAUCUCACUCUCCAUUCCAGUUUUCCCCAGUAGCUAUUCCACCGUUCCUCGCUCGAUUCUAAUGGCGUCUUCCUCAGCUCUGAAUUCCUCUGCAACUCUCAACUCCACUCGUUUCCGGGACUCCCAUCACUCAACCAUUGCUGCUCCUCUCCGGUUCUCAUCGCUUCGCACCAAUCUCACCCACUGUUUCCCUCUUCCACGCAGCAAUCUCACUCUCAAAGGGCGAUCCUCUCCGGCGUCCCAUUUCCCGAUCGUCAGAGCUCAAUCCUUUCACGAAUACGUACCAGAGGCAAAAUUUUACAAGGUGGAGGCAAUUCUCAGACCGUGGAGGGUCCAAAAAGUUUCUUCGGCACUUCUGGAAAUUGGAAUCCGUGGUGUAACCAUUUCUGAUGUUCGGGGGUUUGGCGCUCAAGGUGGAUCAUCAGAGAGGCAUGCAGGUUCUGAAUUUUCUGAGGACAACUUUUUGGCAAAAGUUAAGAUGGAGAUUGUCAUCAGCAAAGACCAGGUUGAAGUAGUCAUAGAAAAGAUAAUUUCAGAAGCUAGGACUGGCGAGAUUGGCGAUGGCAAAAUUUUCUUGAUCCCUGUUGCAGAUGUGAUAAGAGUUCGAACUGGGGAGAGGGGAGAAAAGGCAGAGAGGAUGAUGGGAGGAAGAGCGGACAUGAUUGGGUUGUCGAAUGCAUGAGGCAGUGGCAGUGUGCGGAGUUACAUUCCAGCCAAAUACAGAUAUGCUGUGUUUUAUGUUUGCUAAGAGGAUCUUUGUGCUUGAAAAUAUUUGUGAUGAUGCUCUUGGAUUUUUGUUGUUAUGACAAUUAAUCUUUGGUGGCACUCUUAUUACUCUGCCCCAGCUAAGAUGUCUAAUGGUUGUGUUACAGCGAUCUCAAGCGUUUUAGUUGGAAUGUGGAAAGUGUUUAUGGGACGUGAAGUGAAUGGAGUCCUGGGAUGAUGUUAUAGGAAUAUAGAACGUUGCUAUUUUAAAAAAAUUGCUACAAAGGAAAAGAAUAGGAUGAUGGAUUUAUGGUGUUUUAUUCUCCUGAGUCCUGAGUCCUGACAAACUCUCUAAUCAAACUGGUUUUGCAGUAAUGAUAUUUAAAUUUCAAAUAAUUUGAAAAUAACACUAUAAUUACAGUAUAGUACAAAAAACGUUGUACAUGGUUUAUUUGUAUGUCAGCGGAACAACUAUGAGUCUAUGACGCUAAUAAUUUUUACAUGGAAGGAAAUGGAGAAAAGGGGCAAAUAAGGCCACGUACUAACCAAAAAAGGUCAAAUAAGGCCUAUUUAGGAGACUCUGUCUGGCCGUCGCCAUUUGGGGUGGUUCCCGAUGGAAUUUUUUGAUGAAAUUUUUUGAGCAUCUUAUUCAUUAA
This is a messenger RNA of Cuscuta epithymum, 1503 nucleotides long. The record is from the annotation of a GenBank genome assembly. Lineage: Eukaryota; Viridiplantae; Streptophyta; Magnoliopsida; Solanales; Convolvulaceae.